AUGGUUAGUCUUGAAAGGAGGAGGUGGGUGAGCGACCUAUGCACUUUGCAUAAAAUAGCAAAUGGCUCAUCUGACACCUGCCUUUUGGAGAGGCUGGAGAUCAAGGUGCCGACGCGUUCUGUGCGCAUCCAGGAAUUAUUUGUUAUACCUAUGACUGAUAACAAUGUUUCCCAGAAUGCUCCGCUCAUCCUGUCCGGACACGGAUGUUUCGGUAGUUAUCUGCACAGAGUAGUAGGGUGUGAAGAGGCACCAACCUGCCACCACUGUGUCGGAGACAGCCCGGAUGACGCCCAGCAUACGCUGAGAGACUGCCCAGCAUGGGACGUGGAAAGGGGACCGUUGCUGGAUGCACUCCAGGGCGAGGACGCAACACUUCCAAAUGUAUUGAAGGUUUUAGUGAGCGCGAGAAAUGACGGCCCGUGGAAAAUAUUUUAUAAUUUCUGCGAGGCGGUCAUGAAAAUAAAAGAAGAGGCGGAAAGGACCAGGGAGCUUUGUCCCGAUGCCCAUCCGCGACGGCGAAGAAAACCGCAGGCCCGUCGCAUAAACGCGCGACGCGCUCACCAAAUUCUCGCCGCCUAA
Messenger RNA from Pieris rapae (cabbage white), 579 nucleotides. RefSeq lists its product as uncharacterized. The record is from RefSeq and is a predicted model, not a curated record. The transcript is spliced from 2 exons. NCBI's taxonomy places the organism in Eukaryota, Metazoa, Arthropoda, Insecta, Lepidoptera, Pieridae. The coding region runs from base 1 to 579 and encodes 192 amino acids.